UGGUUAAAUUCCCAACGCAAACAUGGCCGCCCGAACAACUCCCUCCCACUGAUUGGCCUUUCGUCGGAGUGGUUCGUGUCAGUUGGGAAGCGCCGUCACACAAUCCGCGAUCGAUCGACGAUUCGACUGCGUUUCCACCGAAUUUUCGCCCUCAGGUGGCCCGAUGAAGUGAGCGGCAGGAGAGCAGAGAAUCCAGCUGACCACGACAGACAAAGCCGACCAAGACCAUGAAAAUGGUGUUGUCCCAGCGACAGCGCGAGGAGCUGAACAAGGCGGUGGCCGACUAUCUGGACAGUGCCGGCUACAAAGACGCUUUGGAGGCGUUCAAGCGCGAGGCGAACAUGUCAGACGAGUCGGACCGCAAGUACGCUGGGCUGCUGGAGAAGAAAUGGACCUCGGUCAUUCGGCUGCAGAAGAAGGUGAUGGAACUGGAGGCUAAGCUCUCUGAGGCCGAGAAGGAGUUCAUCGAGGGCGCGCCCACCAGGAACAAGCGUUCGCCCGCAGAGUGGAUUCCUCGGCCGCCGGAAAAGUUCACCCUCAGCGGACACCGCGGCACCAUCAACAGGGUGAUUUUCCACCCGGUGUACACGUUGGCCGUGUCGGCAAGCGAGGACGCGACCAUCAAGAUUUGGGACUUUGAGACGGGCGAAUUCGAGCGCACGUUGAAGGGACACACAAGCGCCGUGCAGGACAUGGCCCUCGACCCCGCCGGAAAGCUUCUCGUGUCCUGCGGCGCGGACAUGUCAGUAAAGCUGUGGGACUUCCAGACGUACGAAUGCAUCAAGACGAUGCACGGCCACGAGCACAACGUGUCCAGCGUCUGCUUCCUGCCCGGCGGAGACUUUGUCCUCUCCUCCUCCAGGGACAAGACCAUCAAGAUGUGGGAGGUUUCCAGCGGGUACUGCGUGAAGACGUUCACCGGGCACCGCGAGUGGGUGCGGAUGGUGCGGAGCAGCGCGGACGGCUCAAUGAUCGCGUCGUGCUCGAACGACCAGACCGUGCGCGUGUGGCAGGUGCAGAGCGGCGAGUGCAAGGUGGAGAUGCGCGACCACGACCACGUCGUCGAGUGCAUCGCGUGGGCGCCCGACACCGCCCACUCGGCCAUCAACGAGGCCGCCGGCAACGACAACAAGAUCGGCACCCUCGCCGGACCCUUCCUCGCCUCCGGCUCCAGGGACAAGACCAUAAAGGUGUGGGACGUGGGGACCGGCCUGUGUCUGUUCAACCUGGUGGGCCACGACAACUGGGUACGCGGUCUGGCCUUCCACCCUGGCGGCAAGUACCUGACCUCGGCCAGCGACGAUAAGACUCUGCGAGUGUGGGACCUGCGCAACAAACGUUGCAUGAAGACGCUCGAGGCGCACUCGCACUUCUGCACCACCCUUGAUUUCCACAGGAGCAGUCCGUGCGUGGUGACGGGCGGCGUGGACCAAGUUUUGAAAGUGUGGGAGUGUCGCUAGAGAGCGGGUGCUCGCAGCCCGGCCGCCCCCUCGGCCCCCGCCCUGCCGCUAGCUCGCUCGUUGGCUCGCCCCCGACAGUGCUUUACACUUCUCUCGACUCUAGAUUAUUAAAAAUGAAUUAUUGUUUUCGUCGCUUGUUCGGAUUCGGCCCCAACGUCAGCGCUAGUUGCUGCUGCCGCUGCUGCUGUCCGAGCUCGGCGGGCCCCCGACACGCGGGAGCGGCCUCCGUCGCGAUUCCUAAGCUUCACCUACACUCACACUAAUUUUAUCCUCUUGUCUCUGUUCUGUGCGUCGAUAGUUGAUUGACUGAUAGAAAAGGUCGCGUGUCGGAACGCGCUUCCGACCGAAGAGAUUUCGUUUUUUCUUCUUUCCUUCGUGUACAGUUCUCGCUAAAUUAUUAUAAUUAACGCUACUACUUCUACUCCUGCUACUACGCAACACACACACACUCACUGCAUUAAAAUGUAAUUGUGAUUUUUGGUUAGUACGAUAAAAUAGCGUCGGCAUUGCUAGCCCCCUUGCCCCCCUCCCCGCAGCCUCCCCUCCGUGCAACUCGACGCGAUCGUAAUUCUGGAAAGGUGCUCCCGCUGAAAGAGAUUUUUAAUUGUCACUGGAAAGUCCUCGGGCCCGGCAGUCGAGCGAAUCGGAUGUCAAUGCGUGUAAUUAUCAUGAUUCUAUUUGUUGCACAAAGCCUCCCUCAUCAGUCCGACGUGUGACGACUGCUGCUUUAGCAUCCGCAAAAUGAACAAGUAAGACGAAGUAAUCACGCGAUACUGAAUGUUGCUUAGCUCAGUUUCCUUUGUGAUAUAAAUAUGUAUAUCUCGGAAGUAUCUACUCACACACCCACUCAGCGUAAUUGAUGAAGAAGAAAAAAAACAAAUAAUGAAAUACAAGCUUGCGAGUAGUGUAAUUUUUCUCUCGAGCGCCGCCGCCGACGAUUGGCUCCCGUUUUCGCCGCGAAAAUGAGGAGUGCAGCUGCCGCCUUUCCUUAACACACACUCUAUCUUUCUCACUUUCUCUCUCUCCGAAGAAGGAAAUUAAAGAAAAAAAUAAUACCAAACCAAAGAAUCCGAGUGUGCACGGUUCUUGGUGAUAAUUAUUACGAUGUGCUUUGUGAAUUCAGUGCCGCCGCCGCCGCAAAAGAGAAGAAAAUUUAUUCAAUUAGCUAGAGAGGAGGAAAAGAAAUUUGCUGUGCCAACUCGACUGGGUUCGCUUGUUUCAAUUCGCCUGUUUCAUUCGAGAGAGACUCCUUUUCUAUGAUUAUUUCAAUGUACAAAAAGUAUAUGAGUUGCGAAAUGUAAUGCAUCAAUUAAUUUUGUUAUGUAAAUAUUGAAUAAAGUGAUAAACAUGGCAACUGAA
Cloeon dipterum is the source of this 2819-nucleotide messenger RNA. It is a transcript of the gene Lis-1, whose product is annotated as LisH and WD40 domain-containing Lis-1. Lineage: Eukaryota; Metazoa; Arthropoda; Insecta; Ephemeroptera; Baetidae. The transcript is spliced from 9 exons. Gene Ontology annotation, cellular component: kinetochore; nuclear envelope; neuron projection. Gene Ontology annotation, biological process: nuclear migration; germ cell development; microtubule organizing center organization. The coding region runs from base 228 to 1460 and encodes 410 amino acids. Gene Ontology annotation, molecular function: dynein complex binding; microtubule plus-end binding. The record is from RefSeq and is a predicted model, not a curated record.